This is a messenger RNA of Glycine soja, 2346 nucleotides long. RefSeq lists its product as uncharacterized. NCBI's taxonomy places the organism in Eukaryota, Viridiplantae, Streptophyta, Magnoliopsida, Fabales, Fabaceae. Gene Ontology annotation, molecular function: calmodulin binding. The transcript is spliced from 2 exons. The coding region runs from base 267 to 2051 and encodes 594 amino acids. The record is from RefSeq and is a predicted model, not a curated record.
CUGGGCUGCGCAAGUUUUCUCCCAUACGCUAGUGGUUUUUCUGAAAAAAAAUGUGAUUUUGGUGGGAUAUUGAGAUGGGUUUUUCGGAGCAUGCUCUGAUCUCUGUCUCUGUCUCUGUUGCUUUGUCUUGGAUUGGCUUCGUUUUGUUUUUUUUUUGCUGAAAAAUGUUUCCUUGGCCGUUACGGUUGCUAUGGGUUCUGUAGUUUGGAGAAUCGGCAAAAGGAUUUUGCCCCCGAUCUUCUUCUGCAUAGCUCAUAUCCCAUCCGAUGGCUAAGGAAAGUGUUGAUUUACCACUGAUUCCAAAAGUAACUAUGUCAAGUGGGGUUGCAUUAAGAAGGCACUCAGCGGGAAUAGCAAAUUCUGGAAAUAAUGAAAAAAAACUUGUCCCUCAUUAUCUCAGAGCAUCUACUGGCUCCUGUCAUGAUUUUUGUAAAUAUGGGAGGAAGAAUGUGGAAGAAGCAAGGGAGAAACUCUCCAUUAUUAAGAGAGCUGGAAGAAAAUCACUUUCCCGAAGUUCAGAAGACAUUAUUGAUGGGAUAAUGACAUCAGUUGCCAAGCAAAAAACAUCUCUUGAUUCCACGUCAACAAAGAUGUCAACAGUGAAACAUAGUGAAUCAGUUGGCACAAAUAAGAUGGAACUCCCAACAAAAUCAUCUGGCAGCCAAAAACAAAUGGGGAAUAAAGUUCUAGUGAACACAAGCAAGGCAUCAUUGGUCAGUGUCAAACCAUCAUUCCUUCCAAAAUCACAUAUUUCUUCAAUCCCCGAAGCAAGGAGAGGGGGGAUUUCUUUAAGUUUUGAGGUGGAAGCUCUAUCAAAACCAACUUCCAAAAGGGUGGAAGCUUCACCAACAGAAACUUCUGAGAGGGUGAAAACUCAUCCUAAAUCAACUUCCCAAAUUGUCAAAACUUCACCAAAAUCCAUGUUCAAGAAGAAGCAAACUUUAAAGGUGUCUCCUUUUGAAGAAAAAGAAAUGGAGUUGUCUGAUAAACAUGUGACUUCUUUGAAUCCAGAUUUCAUCACAAAGCAGACCAUAUCUUCUGUGAAUUCUUCUGAUGUCUUUGGCGGCCAAAGGAAUAGUAAGAUUAAGAUGAACAAGAAAGAAGUCUCCUCCAAAUCUUCUUCCAGAGGAAUUGGAAGUGUUAGUGCAAGAAAGCACAAGGGCCUGAAAAUUGUGCCUCAUCUUAUGAAUCAACCCAAGCCUAUAAAAGUUGAACUUGAGGAACACAACAAUGAGGCUCAGGAAAAGACUUUGUACAUCAUCAAGAUGGAAAGUACAAAGCAAAGUUCGCACUCUGAUCAAAAUGAAAGCCAGGAUAUUGAAGACCAAGAGGAAUCUGAAUACUCAAAUAGUGAAUUUGAGGAGGAUGCUUGUCCAGAAAACCAUGAAAUUGAAUACAUGGCUAAUGUGGACACUUUGGAAGUUGAGAAGAAUGGAAAGCCUCAAAAUGAUGAGAUUGUUUGUUCUGAAGAGAAGGAGUGCCAACAGUUAGGGGGGAAAUUGGUUGAAACUCAAAUUGAAUAUAUGGCUAAUGUAGACACUUUUGAAGCUGAGAAGAAUGGAAAGCCUCAAAAGGAUGGAAUUGUUUGUUCUGAAGACAAGGAGUGCCAUAAAUUAAGGGGAGAAUUGGUUGAAACUCAAAUUGAAUACAUGGCUAAUGUGGACACUUUGGAAGCUGAGGAGAAUGGAAAGCCUCAAAAGCAUGGGAUUAAUUGUUCUGAAGCCAAGGAGUGCCAAAAAUUAGGGGGAGAAUUGCUUGAAACUCAUAUUGAAAAGGGUAGUCUGAGGAGCCUUGAAGUCCAGAAAGAAGUGUUGGGGGCCAUCACCACUGAUGUCAAGGCCGUUGCUAUAACUGCUCCAGAGAAGGUUCUUUUGAGACAUCAACAUGUGCAGGUCAAGAAAGAUGGACAAGGAUUGUACAAUAAUGUGAUUAAGGAAACAACUAAACAUGUUGAAACUCAGAAGGGCAAGGUUAAAGCACUGAUUGAUGCCUUUGAAGCUGUAAUCUCUCUUGAAGAGAAAAGUAUUUCUGCUGCAAACAUUGUCAAUUGAUCUUGGCAGACUUUUUUUAGAUUUCUCUUACAUUGUAAAGAAAUGGUAGGAAAACAAAUCCAAGGUUGUGGCAGUUAGUGUGCCCCAACAAGCUAUUGUUCAGCUGAAAAUAUAGAUAGAUUUGUCUUGUGUCUUGUCUGUAGAAGAACUGGGAGUGUAGAGUUGAACUGGGGAACUUAUGUUCACCACCACUCUUGUGUGAGAACUUAUACUCAUCAUUCUGUUCUUGAAACUUAUACCUGUUGUGAUUGAUUUUUAUCUUUUGAAUAAAACAAUGAUAGCAUGGUUUUAGCAU